Seriola aureovittata is the source of this 5259-nucleotide messenger RNA. Its product is annotated as carbohydrate sulfotransferase 3-like. NCBI's taxonomy places the organism in Eukaryota, Metazoa, Chordata, Actinopteri, Carangiformes, Carangidae. The coding region runs from base 390 to 1697 and encodes 435 amino acids. Gene Ontology annotation, biological process: carbohydrate metabolic process; N-acetylglucosamine metabolic process. Gene Ontology annotation, cellular component: Golgi membrane. The record is from RefSeq and is a predicted model, not a curated record. The transcript is spliced from 3 exons. Gene Ontology annotation, molecular function: chondroitin 6-sulfotransferase activity; N-acetylglucosamine 6-O-sulfotransferase activity.
UUGGAUGGACUUGUCCUUCAGUUCACCGGGUGGCCUGACCUGCAGCCUUAUCAAACAUGAUUCCAUCUGAACUACAGGUUUUACUUACAAAAACUAGUUCUGCCACUUCUUUUGGAUUUGACUGUUCUUUGUCGCACAAGUGAAGAAGUAAUGGAAUUCAUCUCUAUCCGGAGUCGCUCCUGGAGGAAAGGCUGAUCAACCUCACGGAUGAACCGGAGCGGGACGCCCUCAGACACCGCGGCUCAUCAUGAUGGGUGAAACAUCGCCUACAGCGAGGAAUACAAAUAACUGGAAGGCUCUUUAAGAAGGCGACAGGAGACUUACGAGAUUGGCAGAACCUAUUAAGAAGCAGUCUGUAAAAGCAUAUCCAGACACAGCUACAUCCAAGAAUGAGGAUCAAAUACACAAUAUCCAUUGUCUUUUUUGUGGCACUUGUUAUCAUUGAGAAGGAAAACAACAUUAUCUCAAGGGUGUCAGAUAAGCUCACCUUAAAGCAGACCCCCCAGACCCCACUACAGCUCAGUGGCUUUUCCCACAUACUGCUGAAGCACAAUGGUUCCUCCACCUCACUCAGCAAGAUGGACCCCGCCUUCCUGCAGAUGAAGCAGCGCCUGGAGAACUACAGUGAGCACCAGGAGGUGAUGACAAGGGCAAGGAAACACAUUCUCCUAUUAGCCACCACCAGGACGGGCUCCUCGUUUGUGGGCGAGUUUUUCAACCAGCAGGGCGAUAACAUGUUUUACUUGUUUGAGCCGCUCUGGCAUGUGGAGAAGAUGUUGACACUGGAGACCGGCGGCACCAACGCCACAGCGGCGGCCAAGGCGUACCGCGACGUGCUCAAGCAGCUCUUCCUGUGUGACUUCUCCCUGCUGGAGAGCUUUCUCGACCCCCUCCCUGUGGACCAUAUCACCACCGCCCUCUUCCGCAGGGAGUCCAGCAGCUCUUUGUGUGAGGAGUCAGUCUGCAGCCCCUUCAUCAAAGGGGUCUUUGAGCGGUAUCAUUGCAGGACCAGGCGCUGUGGGCCCCUGAACCUGACCAUGGCGUCUGAGUCCUGCCUCCAGAAGGAGCACAGGGCCAUCAAGUCAGUGAGGGUGCGCCAGCUGGAGACCCUCCGUCCCCUAGUUGAGGACCCACGUCUCGAUGUUAAGUUCAUUCAGCUGGUUCGGGAUCCUCGGGCUGUACUGGCUUCGCGCAUGGUGGCCUUUGCAGCCAAAUACAAGAACUGGAAGCAGUGGGCCAUGGGUGGGGACGUACCCAUUGAUGACGAGGAGGUGAGGAAGCUGAAAGGAAACUGCGACAACAUCAGGAUGUCUGCAGAGAUCGGCCUCAGGCAGCCGCUGUGGUUGCGCGGGCGUUACAUGCUAGUUCGGUACGAGGACAUCGCUCGGUUCCCCAUGAGGAAGGCAACGGAGAUGUACAGGUUUACCGGAAUCCCGUUCACUCCACAAGUGAAAUCCUGGAUCCUGAAGAACACCCAGGCCUCCAAGGAGACCAGUGGUGUUUACUCCACACAGAAAAACUCCUCCCAACAAGUAGAGAAAUGGAGGUUCAGUUUACCUUUCAAAAUAGCCCAGGUUGUCCAGAAAGUUUGUGGGCCAACGCUGAAGCUUUUUGGCUACAAAUUUGUAAGCAGUGAAGAAAUGUUAACAGAUAAGUCUGUUAGUUUGAUUGAGGAUAAAGUGUUCAACUUUUUAUAGACUUCAACGGACAUGAACUCUGAACCAUGAUGCAGGAAAAAACAACAUUUCUGAAAACUCUAGCUGAUAUUUGAUGACUGAUAUUUAUUAGGGUCUUUUAUCCUGAUACAGAGAGCUGUAUAUUUUAUGAUAGUGUGCUAUUUAAAGUUUUUUACUAUUUAAAAUAGUUUGAUGAAGACAAGGUAUUGUUGAGCAGAAAAUACAUUGAAAGCUUUUAACUAUUGACGUGAGGAUGUUGAAAUGUUACAUAUGGGGUAGAGCAUGGUGACAAUGGGAAGCUAGAUUAUCUUUUUGCACUCGGGAGUAUUUUCUCUGUCCAAUGUAAACUGUGUCGUUUAGCAAAUUUAGGAAAGUCCUAAGGGAGAUAGCUGUGGGUUUGUGAGCAAUAUACAGUAUUAGCUGUUACACAAAAUUCUAGGAACCUCAGUUAUUUUUGUCCAGCGACUCCUGAAUUAGCAACACGAGCUGCUUUUACACCAAAGAAACUUGAAAUGAAAUGUAAUGCAUAGCAAAAAGAAUGAAUUGCUUUGUAUAGCAAUGCUCAUGGCAGGAAGAGGAAAUACCAAUGCUUUGCCAGGUUAUUUCUACACAAGAAUUAGAUUUAAUGCUCCAUGCUAAAUUUAUUUAUUUAUUCUUGUUGCUAAAAUGCCAUUAAGACUCCAAUGUGCUCCACAGGUUAUUUUCUGCCCCUGCAGGGGAACUUUUCUUGCACACGUAUAUAGUAGUUUGCUGUACAUGCAUGUUUGUAAUUGGGCCAAAAAUAGUUUGAAGUUGUCCCUCUGGAUUGUAGGGACCCUUUCUGUAAAAACAGAUGUUUACACUGCUACUGUAUGCAAACAUUCCAACUGCAGCUGGUUUGCAGGAUUGUGCGAGGUUUGUCAGCAGGUUUCUGUCUGUUGACACAAGUCUCUUGGCUGGUGAUAAAAAGGGGCCCCCCGAUAAUCUGGUGUGCCAGACUGUUUGAUGAUGUUCCAGUCUGUUCUUUUUGCAUUUUUUGUUGUUGCAAUAAACAUUAUUUUACUCACUAAUUUUUAAGUGAGGGCGCAAUUAUAAAAUUGUGAAAUUAUCACAUCUGUGCCACUUGUCUGAAAGAGUUUUGCAUCCUGCAGUCAGAGGCACAGCUUCCUCUUUCUUUCAUCUUCUUCGUAGAGGGGAAGCAAUGCAAAAAAACAGGAAGAAAAUGUGGCAGAUCAAUAUCUGGACACAUUUCAUUUAAAAAAAACCUAAUGGUGGCACUGCAGGUCAAUUGCAGGAUCAUGAAUGUAUGUACAAGAUUUCACAACAAUAGUGAUCAUAUUUCAGUCUGGACCAAAGUGGAGGACCAAUAGACUGACAUGAUCUUAUACUGUUGUUGUCUUGUAUUGUUUUGGACUCUAAGGGCUGGGUUUUGCUAGAAAAUAACUAGUUCAUACAAUGUGUUGUCUGACCACAUCGGAAAUCAAACCCCCCUCCCAAAUUUGACAUCUUAAAACUUCUGGGGGGAGGGCGUCUCCAAAGCUAUUCCAACAUCAGACAAGCAGUUUUGAUAGAGGAUAUUGCUGCCUUGAGGUCUUCCUGUUAUUUUGUCCAUUACCAGCAAAACUGCUCAUGGCUGGUUCACAUUUAUUUGUGUGCAUAUAAGAGUUUGUUGACCUAUUUUGUGCUUUGUGCAAAGAAAGAAGAGAAUCCAUAAAAGAAACAUUCACAGUUCAUUUCACAGCUUUAGUUGUGAAACACACCCGCACUGAUUUCCAAGCCUUUUUUGUUUGACUGGUUAAUUGAAGCGUCUCUUGCUUUUUUUUAAACCAAAUUUUCCUGCACACUGACUGGUUUGUCUCUGAGGAGGAAAGAAGGAAAGAUACUGUGGAGGCAGCUGCCUUGACUUCCAGUGUGUUUACCACUGUGGGCCUUGCUAUUUAAGUCUCCUAACCUAGUAAUUACCCCAACUUUACAUAUAAUGUGGUCCGAGUCAUUUUGGUCCACCUGACCCCACCCGCUUACAGAAAUGCAGAGAGGCUUUCGUUUAUACAGUCACUCUCUUUCUGUAUUAAUUCUCUUUAUAUACUAAGCAGUGACUUUUUUGUUUAAACAUUUAUUAAUUCUCUCAUUCGUGCUCUCACACACUACUAAGCUAAACCACCUCAGUGCACUUGAAGUACUAUCAGUCAUGUCAACAGAUCAUUAUCUGGUUAGUUUGGGCUGAUUGUUCUGUUUUAGUAAAGUGUUACCAGGUCUGCCGCGUCAGACCAUAAACCUAAUGAGAAGAGGUUCAGCAUUCAUAAACUCUUAUAUUGGAGUGGCUUUAUGUGGGACGUGUGGAGGGUGGAGUCACUGUAUGGUUGGGGCAAAUAUAGAAUAACCACUUUCCACUGAAUUAAAGCCUCCCCCUCCCCACCACCCCCGGUGGUAAAAUGUGGGCAUUUAGGUAACCCCACCCUCCUUCUCUGUUAUAUGGUGCCCUGCCACAUCAACCGUGAGGGGUUUUCAAAAUAUGCAAAACAGCCCGAGCAGAGGAUCUGAAUGAACGAUACCCAUUGCUGCAAGAUCUGUGAUAAACAGACACAAAAUUGAGGUGACUCAGACGUGUCUCAGAGCUACACAUAAAACUGGUGCUGUUGUAGGCGAUAAUGAUGGUUGAGGAGGGGACAUAAAUCUAAAUACACAGUAAAUUAUCUUACACGGAGGAAUGCAAUUCAUAAAACUCAGGUUGUUGCAUGUGAUAAUGAGUGACUAUGUGGACUGGGAACAGAAUUUCAACGCACAAAACUCACUGCAUACAACUCAUGAGUGAUGAGGAGACAAAUUAAGCAGUUUUCAUCUCUUAUAUAAAACUGAUGUACAGGAAAUAUCACUAUUAUUGAGUCUUCUGUCGUCUUUGACCAUUUUCCAACCGUACAUAAAAUCUAUACGGGCAGUUUUUGAGUAUAUCAGCAGAAGAUGCAUUAAGCUCUCUGGCAAAUUUUGCAUAGGAAGCACUUCUUGGCUGAUAUCAUGCUGCUUCAAAUAAAAUUCAGCCUGUAAAAUGUUUUUUUUUUUUUUCUUUUUGUUGGCAUUUAUUGAAACUGGAUCAAGUGUCACGUGAACUGUCUCGCUGUUAUUAAAGCCAGACAUUUCUCUAAUUUUGUGCUUAAACAGGAAACGGUAACCUGGGGAUUUAUGAGUGCUGUUCUUUUUGGUUUCCUUCACACAUACAAUCAUAGACACACAUCAAGGAUCUGAUGUGGUUUGGUUUCACUGCCACGGCCCGCACUGAUGUGUUUGCUAUACACAGUUUUCUCAAUGCAGUUUAGAAAUUACAUCAAACACCAGUGUUUCUCAAAUGCAAAUGACCAGGACAGCAAAAACUUAUCUACAUGUAUGUACAUCCCUUAACAUCCUUUUAUCCUUAUCUAUGCGUCCAUUCACCUUUCAGUGGGAAGUCAUGAACUAUUUAAUCACACUGUCUCACAGAAGACGCUUGAAAUCAUAAUUGGGCAAUUUUACACCAAAGAUGUCACUGAAACACAGAGUAACAUUUUUAAAUUUCUUUGUGACAUGACACAUGACAACUUUUUUUUUUUUUUUUUUUUUUGUGAGUACUCCG